AGGGUCUGAAGCUUGGGGGUUUGGAUAGAGGGGCUUUGGAGGUAAGGAGGCAGCUAAGGGAAGCUGGGUUUGUGGGGUUGGCUGAGGCAGGGGAAGCUUUGGGGCUGCUGAAGGAACAGGGUUACAGCUGCUGAGCUGGGGCCAACCCUGGGUCUCCCCCAGCUUCUGCCUCUUCUGCCACCUACUCCUCUUUCCAGCAUCCCGCCUGACUGCAGUUCUCCCCAUGCCUUGGUCCAGCAGGGGCGCAGUGAGACGGGCUGCUUGGCUGGCUGGUUUUGAUGGGAUUUGAUUAUGACCCACUAGAGACCAAGCUAAGUCUGGACUGCUUGUUUUUCUGGUGACCUAGGAAAGAUUUGCAGUGUCAGAGAUGGAAAAGGUACAGUCCUACUUAACGAGGGAUGAAGAUGACUUGCUCUCUGACCUAAGCAGUGCGGACCUAGAGAUGUUACUGUCAUUCCUGGUAGGCAAGGUGCAUGAGAGCGAAGUGAAAGUGAGCACAGAGAAGGAUGAGAUCAUGAGACUUGAGACAGAAAUAGCACAAUACGCCACAGAAAGAGACAGCUGUCUACCUCUGGUGGCGCAGAUUGUGCAUUUGCAUCCACUACUGGAGGAGGAACACAAGACUCGAGAACAACUUCAGGCUGUUGCAUCUGAGCUGAAAAGACUGAAAAAGGAUAUUGCUCAAGAUACCAGUGAGCAGUCAGAUGCUACCACAUUGGAACAGUUGAUAGCGGAAUCAGAAACCAGGAUAGCCUCCCUUCAUCAGAAAGAGCGUAUGUUCAAAAGCGAGAAAGCUCAUCUGACUAAGGUACUGGAGUCCACCCAAAAAGCCCUUUCUGAGGCACAGACAGAAAGCCAUGCAGCUGAUCAGGAGCUGCUCUGCUUGCAGAAGGACUGUGCUGGGCAAGCUAAUGUGAAGUCUUUGGGGGAUACCGAAGCUGACAGACAGCUGGAUGCCUGCGUCAGACAGCUGGGAGUGUUAAACCUCCUCCCGAAGAAGAAGUGAAGGGCUGUGUCCAGCAGGGGGUGUUGGCCAGCAGGCCUGUACUUUAGAAUUCCACUUGCAGCAAGGCAAGUAGGUUUGUGGCUACUAGUACACGGAGCCCCUCUUGUGGGAGGCAGGGGAAGAGACAUCACCUUGCACAUAGAUGUAGUGGGAUAAAUAGCCUGACAGCUCUCCAGUUGGGUUCUUAUUCAGUCGACUCAUCUGCCAGCUGUCCAUUGGGAAAUAGCAAAAUAAUUUGAUGGGGGGGAGGGGAAGAACAAUCUUGUCUUGGAGCGGGGACCUGAAGCAAAAUCCGCUGUAUGAUGAAAUGUGUUACUCACCACAGUUCGGAUAUGCCUGGUUUUAUUUUCAUAGAUAUUGAGACUAGCCCAGUGGUUUGUCAUGGGUGACAGGGAUGCAGGGACUAAAGGAAAGGGAUGAUUUAAGAAGGCCCAUUUCAGCCAAACUCUCCUUGCAUCAGGCGUUUCCACGUCCGCUCACCCCGGUUUGUGUGGUGCCUCCUGCACAACAGUAUAGUUCCCUUUCCAACUGGUAGUCUAAUUUUCCUCUUUAGAUAGGGCAUAGCCAGUCUGCCAAAGCACUCCUGUUACUAUCUUGUUCCUCUUGGACCCAUUGCCAUUCAUUAUACUGGAGUGCCUUGAAGUUUCUCCAUAUUGAAAGUGGGGUACCGCCAGGAAAUCUGUGAAGAUUACUAGGUGUAUGUGAAGUAGAACUGGAGACAGACGCCACUUGCUGAUCUGGAAGCUGACCAGGGACUAUGUACAAAAUUGUGGCUAGCGGUAAUUCUGCAGUGCGGCCAAAAGCUCUGAGCAGACAUGUUUUUGCAUAACUUCAAAUUAAAGACAACUUUCUUACAUAA
Molecule: messenger RNA, 1865 nt
Organism: Pelodiscus sinensis (Chinese soft-shelled turtle)
Lineage: Eukaryota; Metazoa; Chordata; Testudines; Trionychidae
Source: RefSeq, a predicted model, not a curated record